Molecule: messenger RNA, 1140 nt
Organism: Monopterus albus (swamp eel)
Lineage: Eukaryota; Metazoa; Chordata; Actinopteri; Synbranchiformes; Synbranchidae
Product: CD209 antigen-like protein E
Exons: 6
Coding region: 61-777 (238 amino acids)
Source: RefSeq, a predicted model, not a curated record
UUUUGUUCAGCUUCAUGGUGAAAGUGUUGUAAAUGAGAGGCAAGUGUGUGAAAGAGUAGAAUGAGUGGACAAAGUGCAUCAAAUAUCAGCAUGGAUUCAUCAGAGAGACGCCCGGACGUUGAGGCAAAGAGGGCAACACCUGCAGAUCCAGCGUCCCCUCGAACCUGUCGUCUGACAUCUGGGAUGGUUGUUGCCGUGGCAACUGUGGUCCUGAUUGGGCUCCUUUUGCCCUUGGUGUUAUUUGUCAUGUGGAUGGCAGCACCACAAGUGGCUCAGACCUCUGGGACUUCAGGACAGGAGCUGGUGGAGCGACUGCAGCAGUGCCAGAAUGGGCUCCGUGAUCUGAACCUGAUGCUCCACACCGCCACUCAAGACUCCAGAUGCCGUUUGUGUCCAGGCGGCUGGCUGUGGUGGAGGGGUCACUGCUACUUCUUCUCAGUGGGACUUGAGGAAAAUCGUCAGUGGAACGCAAGCGCCGAGUUCUGCCAGCUGCACAACAGCAGUCUGGCUGUGAUCAAAGACCCCGCAGAGAUGGAGUUCAUCCAAGGUGUGAUGAGGAAGUUCUCUCGGUUCCCAUUUCUGUGGGUGGGACUGACAGACUCCCAGCAGGAGGGUCGGUGGCUGUGGUGGGACGGGACGGACAUCCAGCGCUACAUGCCGGUGACGGUGGAGUUCGACUCUGAACACAGAGACUGUGCUGACCUGAGGGGGGGUGGGAGGCUCUUCGCUGUCGACUGUGAAGCCUACGGACCUUGGGCUUGUAAGAGAGCGUCCUGACAGCCAGCACACAGACCCACACGCAGUUUAGAGUUCUUUAUCUACAAUGUGCCGACAAAAGACUGAUGUUUUUCAUCUUCUUCAGUCCAAACAUUUGUUACAUUAUUUAGCACUUCUCCAGCCACACCUCCUCAUGCAAAGCUAGAUUUUUUUGCAUGAAAACGUGUCCAGAGACCUUUACAUCUCUAAAUAAUUUUCCUCCGUGAAAAGUUUAUGGAAAAACAAAUUAAUGACCCACCCUGCGUUAUGUACAUGAUAUAUACACAAUGUUUAUGUGCAUAUCAAAAAGUGCAUUGAAGUGCAGUGAUGUAAGUAGAUGCAGAAUGUUUCCACAUUUUUGUGUCUACCUCUCAAUAUCUAAUA